Rotaria socialis is the source of this 1497-nucleotide messenger RNA. NCBI's taxonomy places the organism in Eukaryota, Metazoa, Rotifera, Eurotatoria, Philodinida, Philodinidae. The record is from the annotation of a GenBank genome assembly.
AUGGGAUUACUUCGAUUUUUUAAAAGUAAAUCCAAUCAACACCUAUGUAGUAUGGCUACAAACGAUACCGAUGAUUCUAAAUCAGAAAGUCACCAUCAAAACUUAUCUGAAUUGGACUCAAUAUUAAUAUCAACUUCAUUGACAUCAGCAUCAUCAUCAUCUUCAUCAUCAUCUUUACCAUCAUCUUUACAUAUUAAUGAAGAUCAUCGGCAUUCUACUGGUCUAGCUGUAUUUUCUCUUUCUUCAUCUUCCUCGUCAUCAUCAUCAUCAUCAUCAUCAUCAAUAAACGAAUUUAUUGAAGACUCAUCAUACAUGUCUACACGUAUUUUACCCGUUGGAUUCUAUCGUGAACAGGAUCAGCCGCCUAUAUCAGGAUCGUCGUCUUUAUCAACGAGUUCCAAUGAUAAAAAUUCAGCAUCGACAACAAAACGUUUUAAUACGUAUCGUCCGUAUGAAAAUGAUCAAUUACAAUUUGCUUCCAACGGUUCCAAUACGUCUUCGUCGUCAUCGUCUUCGUCAUCGUCAUCAUUACCACCAAAAAAAGAAAUAUUCAUCAAUCAAACACGUACACAACAAACUCCACCAGCCAAUUCUAACACAACCAUAUCUAUACCGAUUAAAACGGCAACUAACUAUUCUCCACCCGUUGAGUCAUUGACAAUUGAACAAAAUUUAUUUAAUAUGGUUCGUUUUGAUGUUGUGAAAUCAAAUUUUUGUGAUUAUUAUCAAUUGGGUGAUUUUGUACGAAGCGGUGGAUUUUCUGAUAUACACGAAGGUGUUCGUUUAAGUGACAAUAAACCAGUUGUAGUCAAAUUCAUUCCAAAAGAAAAAACUAAAAAUUGGCUGAUGAUUUGUCAAAAAAAAUAUCCAGCAGAAAUUUUACUGCAUAAAGCUGUACAUGAAAUACAAGGUAUUAUUCAUGUGUUUGAUUAUUUCGAGAAUGCACAACAUUGGAUAUUAGUCAUGGAACGUCUACGUAAUUGUCAAGAUUUAUUCGAUUUUCUAGAAGCCAAAGAUCGUGGACGCCUUAGUGAAGCAACAGCAAGAAAAUUCUUUCAACAAUUAGUUCAAAUCAAUUUAGCAAUGAUACGGAAAGGCGUUGUUCAUCGCGACCUUAAAAGUGAAAAUAUUUUAGUUGAUCUUGAUACAGAAUCGCUUGUAUUAAUCGAUUUUGGUGCCAGUGCCAUUUAUAAAUGUCCAACAUCACAUUAUUCAGAUUUUCAUGGAACAAAACAGUAUAAAUCACCUGAAUAUAUUCUAAAAAAACGCUAUGCUGGUGUACCGUCUACUGUGUGGACACUUGGUGUACUACUUUACGAUAUGGUGUGUGGUAGUCUACCAUUUGAAAGUGAAGAAGAAAUCACCGGAUAUAAACUGGUUCUCAGACCACAUCUAUCACCCGAGUUAAAAAAUUUAAUACAACGUUGUCUAGCACCGAAUCCUGAUCGUCGACCGUCACUAGAAUCAUUGCUUGAACAUAUUUGGCUUAAAGGUUAA